AUGAAGAACUGUUCGGCUUUUGUAGCACCUAUCAUUAAAGGAGACAAAUUCAGUAAUGAUCAAUGUCCCCGUAAUGCAUUAGAACAGGAGCAGAUGAAAAACAUUCCAUAUGCAUCUGCAAUUGGCAGUCUAUUGUAUGCACAAGUUUGCACUAUACUUGACAUUGCGAUGGCAGUUGGAAUGUUGGGUCGAUAUCAAAGUAACCCAGGAAUGGAACAUUGGAAAGCUGCAAAGAAAGUCAUGCCGUAUUUGCAAGGAACAAAGGACUACAGUUUGACAUUCAGACACACUGACCAUUUGGAGGUGGUUGGGUAUUCAGAUUUAGAUUUUGCUGGAUGUGUAGAUAGUAGAAAAUCUACUUCAGGGUAUAUCUUUCUCUUGGCUGGUGGGGCUAUAUCCUGGAGAAGUAACAAGUAA
Molecule: messenger RNA, 417 nt
Organism: Alnus glutinosa
Lineage: Eukaryota; Viridiplantae; Streptophyta; Magnoliopsida; Fagales; Betulaceae
Product: secreted RxLR effector protein 161-like
Exons: 1
Coding region: 1-417 (138 amino acids)
Source: RefSeq, a predicted model, not a curated record